GAGCCAAUCAGAGCGCAGGUUUUUGUCUCGCGCUGGGCCGCUGCAUGUUCACUCAUCAUGUCUUCGACUGAUGCUAAUAGUGGCCCCAGUCAAGCACCACCUUUCCCUGGUGUACCACCUUCAGGAAUCACCCUGCCCUUUAUGGGGCCACCAGGAAUCCCGCCUCACUUCCCUCCAAUGGGAAUGCCACCCAUGGGCCAGAGGCCGCCCAGCAUGGCUCCCAUGCCCCCGGGAAUACUGCCCCCCAUGAUCCCCCCGAUGGGAGCUCCACCCAUGGCACAGAUGCCAGCCAUGCUACCACCAAUGAUAGCAGGAAUGAUGAUGCCCCCCCGACUGCCAGCUGCAUCAAUCCAGCCUACGGGACCGCCUGGUGUGAGUCCUGUGGAGUCUGCAGCACCGGCUGCUCCUGGAACAGCUAGCACCACAUCAACUGAAUCUGAUGAACAGCCAAAAAAGAAGUCAGUAUGGACGGAGCACAAAUCACUGGAUGGAAAAACAUAUUACUACAACACAGAGACCAAACAAUCCACCUGGGAGAAACCGGAUGAACUCAAAUCACCUGCAGAGCUCUCCGAACCACAACCUCAAAUGUUGUCCAAAUGUCUGUGGAAAGAGUAUAAGUCAGACAACGGCAAGCCUUAUUACUACAACUCCCAGACCAAAGAGUCUCGCUGGACUAAACCCAAGGAGCUGGAGGACCUGGAGGCGAUGAUAAAGGCAGAAGAAAACGGGACGGCUGAUGUUGUGGCUCCUGGCACCACCCCUGCUCUUACAUCUCAGAGCGAGUCGUCUGUUACCGUGGCAGCAGUUGCUGAGAAGGAGGCUACCAUGGCAACAGUCGCCACAGAGGAACAGCCGUCUCACGUGCCUGCUCCGGUUGCGGAGGUCAGCAGUGAUGUCACAGUUAACUCCACUGAGGACACGCCCAUCGUAGAGACACAGCCCAGUAAUGAUGUUUCUAAGGAGGAGAGACCUGAGCUGGUGAAGAAAGUUUACAAGUGGAACACAAAAGAGGAGGCAAAGCAGGCAUUUAAAGAACUGCUGAAGGAAAAGGGCGUUUCCUCCAAUGCAUCAUGGGAGCAGGCAAUGAAGCUGAUAAUUAACGACCCUCGUUACAGUGCUCUGCCUAAGCUGAGUGAAAAGAAACAGGCGUUCAAUGCUUAUAAAGUCCAGACAGAGAAAGAGGAAAAGGAAGAAGCCAGAAUCAAAUACAAGGAGUCUAAAGAGACUUUCCAGCGCUUCCUGGAGAACCACGAGAAGAUGACCUCCACCACACGAUACAAGAAAGCGGAGCAGAUGUUUGGCGAUCAGGAGGUGUGGUCAUGUGUCCCCGAGAGAGACCGGCUGGAGAUCUACGAAGAUGUGCUCUUUUAUUUAGCAAAGAAAGAGAAGGAACAAGCCAAGCAGCUGAGGAAGAGGAACUGGGAAGCUCUGAAGAACAUUUUGGACAAUAUGGCCAAUGUGACGUACAGAACGACGUGGUCUGAGGCCCAGCAGUACCUUCUGGAUAACCCCACCUUUGCUGAAGAUGAGGAGCUACAGAACAUGGACAAGGAAGAUGCUCUGAUCUGUUUCGAGGAACACAUCCGUGCUCUUGAGAAAGAGGAGGAGGAAGAGAAACAGAAAACUCUGCUGCGAGAGAGACGCAGACAGCGCAAGAACCGAGAGUCUUUCCAGAAAUUCCUGGAUGAGCUUCACGAUCACGGGCAGCUGCACUCCAUGUCUGCCUGGAUGGAGAUGUACCCAACCGUCAGCGCUGAUAUCCGCUUCAACAACAUGCUGGGCCAGCCAGGUCUCUCUCUCCCUCUCCCUCUCGUGGCGCUUAAAUCGUUGCCUUGGUUACCGCUAUUUUUGAGGUAUGCAUUUACUCAAGUCUCACUCCUGUGUGUUUGUUCACUGAAGGGCUCGGAGUCAGAAGAUGAUGAGUAUCACUCGAAGAAGAAGAAACGCUCUGCUUCUAAAUCUCCAUCCGAGCACUCGUCCUCUGGGGAAUCUGAGAGGAGUUACAAGAAAUCGAAGAAACACAAGAAGAAGGGAAAGAAAAGACGACACAAAUCAGCCUCCCCCGAGUCUGAAGGAGAGAAAGAGCGGAAAGGAAGAGAGAAAGAGAAGGAUAAAGAGAAUGACAAAUCCAGAGGGAAGACACGUGGAGAAUCCAAACAGAAAUCCCCCAAAAGAAAGAGUACAAAAGAAGAGGGUGGAUGGGAUACGUCCGGAAGCGAGCUGAGUGAAGGAGAGCUGGAGAAGAGGAGGCGCACUCUCCUGGAGCAGCUGGACGCACCAUAAAUCACUGUCUGUCAGUCUCUCUCUUGCAUUC
Molecule: messenger RNA, 2317 nt
Organism: Carassius carassius (crucian carp)
Lineage: Eukaryota; Metazoa; Chordata; Actinopteri; Cypriniformes; Cyprinidae
Product: pre-mRNA-processing factor 40 homolog A-like
Exons: 24
Coding region: 58-2286 (742 amino acids)
Biological process (GO): mRNA cis splicing, via spliceosome
Cellular component (GO): U2-type prespliceosome; U1 snRNP
Molecular function (GO): protein binding; RNA binding
Source: RefSeq, a predicted model, not a curated record